CGUCAACAGUGGGGCCGUCAACUGGAGGGGCCGAUCAAGUCUCGCGUGCCUUGGAAGACUCAUAUGAUACUGAAGUACUUCACUGUAACCUUUGAAUCUACUUGGAGUCGAAACAAAGACCGUCUUAUACCGACUCUUGGUUACUGUUCUCUGAUUGGAAGAUUUAUCAAGCGCCUGUCUCCUAGCUUGCUUCUGUUUGCUGCAAGUCAUCAUCCACUUGCAUCAUCGCUCAUCCAUUCAUCAACAGCCACAGCUUUCACUUCUCUCUGCUUCAGUUUCACCCUCAUGACGGAUGUUUCUGAAACAUAUAGACCUUACUACAGCACUACGGCCCUCGUAUCUUCCAGAUGAGGUGCUCCUAUUUGUUCAGGACAACGUAGGCUUGUAUGAGGGUAAAUUCAAGCUCCCCAAUCAACAAAAUGGGCAGGUUUACUUAACCUCACAUCGGGUCUGUUAUGUUGAUAAGCAGGAGCCCCGUACGCACUCCGUUGCUUUGGACCUGAAAGAUGUGGAACGUUACGAAUUCUAUGCUGGCUUUCUGAAGUCAUCAGCUAAGGUGACUCUGAUACCAAAGCCUCCAAAGCGAUCAUCGUAUCACAGUCGUGCUCUGUCGAACGCAUCAAGUGCACAGAGAAAUCUAUCUGGAUCGCCAGGAAUUUCCGAGUCUGCUUAUAGAGCACCCCCUGAGCCUCCAGCUGUGACAAGCGCAACAUGGGUCUGCACUAUAUGCAGUUUCUCAAAUCCGGUCCCCUCGAACUUUGAUCCUACUUCGGCAAACGCCCAUACACCUCUACCACCAUGUUUAGCAUGCGGGAUCAAGCCGACCUUAUCUCACGUUCUCAAGGCUGCAAUCUCUGGCGCAAGCAAUCGCUCAGUAGCCUCACCAGCUCUGAAUGCACCUCUCCCGUUACGGCCAGCUCACUCUGGCACUCGACCUUUAUCUGAAAAUCUGGACCAAAAGCCAGCUUCAAACUUGCCCGAUGCUACCAAUGGUUCAAACUCGACUGCAUCUUUCCAAUGUCCUCGUUGUACCUUCUCAAAUCAUCCUUCCUUGAUGACUUGCGAGAUGUGUGGUGGGCCCCUGAUUUCGCAAAAUGUCCCAUCAUCUAUCCAGCAAAGCUCCACAGCUGAUACCAUAAGGACGGACUCCCCGGGGCCUGUACUGGACCCAAGCAAAAUCAACAAGAAUGGAAGUGAUGCCCCUGAGAGUGUCAAAAUUUCUUUCCGAAGAGGUGGCGAGAAAAUAUUCUAUGAGCGACUCAAGGGCUCUAUGACCCAACGUAAAUGGCUUCUCAGAGAUGCACCCCCUGCUCCAAACAGCCGAGCUGCGGACGAAGGAUCUAAAGACACACCGGCCGGCACUCUGGGAGGGCGACAGAAGGGAGUCGGUAUUGCUGGUCUAGAACAACUUGGAUUGAACAUGCGCAAAAACAAUGAGUUACUAAUAGGCAGUGCUUUCGAGGAUCUGGAGGCUCUUAUGUCAUCUGCUAAGGAGGUCAUCGCACUUGCGGAGCGAUUCGCAAGACAAACAAAUAACGGGCAAGGCAACGCAUCAGCCGAAGAGAACGCGAUUUUAGCGGAAUCGGCCAGCCAACUUGGCCUAGUCACGACAAAGGAUAUUGUCGGUGGUGGGAGCUCCGAGUCACUCUAUUUGUCGGAGCUCGCCAGAAACUUAGCUGAGUUCCUCACCGAUGACUCCAGAGGAGUCCUUAAGAAGGCGGGCGGUAUCAUAACGCUCGUCGAUCUCUGGGCUAUGUUCAACAGAGCUCGAGGCGGCGUCGAACUCGUCAGCCCAGCAGACUUCGAGAAAGCCGCCCGGCUCUGGAGCAAGCUUAAACUGCCUGUUCGUCUGCGCACCUUCCGCAGUGGUGUUAUGGUUGUUCAGGGUCGUGACCGUACCGACGGCACCACGGUCAGGGCCCUACUUGCAUGGCUACGCGAUCUUCACGAGUUUCCCCCUGAGCGCGAAGUGCCUUGGGAUUGGAAAGAGUUUGGCAGAGGAGUUACAGCCCAAGAAGCUGCGGAACGCUUUGGCUGGAGUCUUGGUGUUGCAGAGGAAGAGUUGCUGAUGGCGGAAGAGCGAGGAGAGUUGUGUCGUGAGGAGGGAUUGGAAGGUCUUAAGUUCUGGGUGAACUAUAUUGAUCCGGGCGAGCACAAGAAGCACAAGUCUCAAGCUCAGAAGGAUAGUGAUGAGGUUAUGAAGGCAUUGAAAGCAAGCGGACUGUUAUAAACGAGGCAACGACCAUGUUGGAUUAUAUAGCAUAGACAUAUGUGAGCCAUUCACAGAAAAUCAACGAAACAGGGAGCAGAUCGCAAGGAUUCAUGUGCCAUUGCCUCCCUAGAAAGAUAACUGAACUGAGGUGCGUCUUCACAUACAUUUAUAACCCGAACUCCACAUUAUUCGUCUACCGAAACUCCAAAAACCCAAGUCGUCAACCAGUACUCCCUCAUAAGCCUGGCGGUUUUAGAUACCCCAACAAGCUCUCAGACAACAACGUGAGUGGAAAGAUGUUCCACGGCCUCUUUGAUGGAUCGCAGCAUUCGUUGAUUAACGCAGAAUGGGCAUCGCACGGGACGAUCAUCUCGAGUCAUGGGCUGCUCCGAAGUAAUUGGAGUGAGCGUGAGGUCAGUAGUCAUAUCGUGCGCUGGUGUGGCCGUGUAGCGCUGAACGGAAGUAGCACGCACAGUCGGUGUGGUCAGAAUGCUAUUAGGCUGAAGUCCUGCUCUUUCUGCGCGUUCACGCUCUUCUCGUACAGCCGCUGCCUGUUCUUCGGCAGCUUGUUCUUCUUGCUGAAGCUGGCGCAAAGCAUUCUGUAAGACAACUUCAGGAUCAUCAUCGGCGUAGAUGGGCUGGUCAGGCUGAGGAGGGGGGAUUGCAGGGGGAUCAUGCGUCAUCAUGAGAGGUGGUGGAGGAGGCACCUGUUGAGGAGGGCCUGUCAUUCUACGGACCACUUCAUCGCGCACCAAGGCACAUGUGUUGAGGGUGGGCUCGAUACCAACAGCGCGUAUAAUUUCUUCUUUGAUCGCAGCUGGACUUGUGUCAGGGGCGACGCUCAUGUAACGAGGGACACAAUCUGCCAAAUAUCCUAUAUCCUCGGCGGCAUUGAUUCCUCCGUCCCCAUGACGGCGCUGUCGUCUUAUCAAGAGACCAUAACGUUUCUUGAAACGAUGGAUCCAACCUGGAGAAAAUUCAGGAGGGUUUUCAUCCUUAUAUCGCGGCAACUGUCCGAAUAUUGAUUUUGCCUUGUCACCAAGUUCUUCAUUGGUAGGUUGGCGACCAGAUGCUUGUACCUGUUGAUACCAUAUAAGGACGAGCUUCUCUACAUCAGGCCAGUUUCCGUAGCGCAGACGGGAACCCGAAAGUUGAGGAUUGUCACUAUCUAGACGCGAGUACUUGGGUGACAGCGAGUGUGACACGGUGGAUUGGCUUAUUUGCUGGCCAUACUGAGAAAAGAACCAUUCGAUACAAGCCUUGUGCGAGGGACGGAUAGGCUGGCUAUUCGCCCAGCGACGCAGAGCACGGCGUUGGUCGAGUGUUAGGGAAUGUCUCUCCUUUGGCGAUGCGCCGACGUGAUCACCGACAUGGUCAACGGAGGUGACAUCGUGGCCUACCUGAGCGACGGCAUCAACAGGAGAGAGGUCCGGGGCGGGAGCGGCGACAAGGGCCGGGUCGGUGGUAGCAGCCGACAUGCCCAGGACGGCUAUCUCCUUAAGGUGUGGGUUCUCGAUUUUGGGGGUAUUGAAUUGGAGAUGGUGAGGCUAUCGUUGUAACCGAAGGACGUGCGCUUGGGGGAGGUGGGAUGUUUCGAUUAAGGAGAUAGUUGAUGGC
Fusarium odoratissimum NRRL 54006 is the source of this 3829-nucleotide messenger RNA. RefSeq lists its product as uncharacterized. The transcript is spliced from 2 exons. Gene Ontology annotation, cellular component: ESCRT II complex; late endosome membrane. Gene Ontology annotation, molecular function: phosphatidylinositol-3-phosphate binding; ubiquitin binding. NCBI's taxonomy places the organism in Eukaryota, Fungi, Ascomycota, Sordariomycetes, Hypocreales, Nectriaceae. Bases 293 to 2230 code for a protein of 645 amino acids. Gene Ontology annotation, biological process: protein transport to vacuole involved in ubiquitin-dependent protein catabolic process via the multivesicular body sorting pathway. The record is from RefSeq and is a predicted model, not a curated record.